AUGCGACGGCAGCAGGGCAUGGUCCUGGAUGACAGAUACGUUCCGUACCUGCAGAUGGCUAGUCUUUACCAUCUUGCAAGGCUGAACGAUAGAUGGUUCCGGUUGGACGAGGCCCUUGUCAGUGCGUUUGUUAAGCGAUGGCGUCCGGAGAUGCACACGUUUCAUAUGCCGUUCGGAGAGUGCAUGAUCACACUGCAGGACGUGGCAUACCAGCUGGGUUUGCCAGUGGACGGGCGUUACGUCAGCAGCUGCCUAUCAGAGUUCCAUAUAUACAUCGAGGGUGGCCGUCCAGCCUGGGUUUGGUUCGAGGAGUCGCUUGGAGUGGUACCUCCUCCUAGCCAGGUUCAGAAGUACGCGGUCAACUGCAGCUGGUUUCAGGAAACGUUUGGUGAGUGCCCGGAGGGAGCUGAUGAGGAUACUGUGCGUCGUUAUGCCCGUGCGUACAUCAUGAUGUUGUUGGGCACGCAGCUUUUUGCGGAUCUCGGUUUAGGCCUGCAGGAUUUGAGACGUUCAGCUGGCCAUUGGCCUCGAGGUUACAUCCCUUCCAGUAGCGAGAAGGGUCCUAGAGUUCAGACGUGGAGGCUCUGGAUAGACCGGUUGCAGGAUAGAGAGUUUAUCUGGAUGCCAUACAGUAGCCCCGACGUACUUCAGGUCGUGCAUCCCGAGGUUUUGGAGCCUCGGCAUAUGGUGCUGUGGCGGUCUGUUACAUCGCUUAUCUACUUUGCCGUCAUAGAGUGGCAUCAGGUAGACAGGGUUCUUCCGCAGUUUGGAGGGGUGCAGCCCCGUCCACAGGCCGCCCUGAACAUCGACUUUCUGAUGUCGAAGGACGGCAGAGGCGGCGAUCGAUGGUUCCCGUCCCAUUUGCAGAAGUGGCAUUAG
Messenger RNA from Arachis ipaensis, 879 nucleotides. Lineage: Eukaryota; Viridiplantae; Streptophyta; Magnoliopsida; Fabales; Fabaceae. The record is from RefSeq and is a predicted model, not a curated record.